UCUCCCUGCGCACAUCCCCAUGGACCGCACCGUGGUGCUCAUCACCGGCUGUUCCUCCGGCAUUGGCCUACACCUGGCCCUGAGACUGGCAUCCGACCCGUCCCAGAGCUUCAAAGUGUACGCCACGAUGAGGGACCUGGCGUCACAGGGCCCACUGCUGGAGGCCGCCCAGUCCCGAGGGUGCCCUCCCGGCUCCCUGGAGACGUUGCAGCUGGACGUGAGGGAUGCAGAUUCCAUAGCCGCUGCCCAAGCACGCGUGACGGAGGGCCGCGUGGACGUGCUGGUGUGUAACGCAGGUCGGGGCCUGGUGGGGCCGCUGGAGGCCCACAAGGAGGGCAGCGUGGACGCCGUGCUGGACGUGAACUUAAUGGGGACCGUGCGGAUGCUGCAGGCCUUUCUGCUGGACAUGAAGCGCCGCCGGUCGGGACGCAUAUUGGUGACGGGGAGCGUCGGCGGCCUGAUGGCGCUUCCCUUCAACGCCGUUUACUGCGCCAGCAAGUUCGCGCUCGAGGGUUUGUGCGAGAGUCUGGCGAUUCUGCUGCAGCCCUUCGGGGUCCACGUGAGCCUCAUCGAAUGCGGCCCAGUGCACACCCCCUUCCCCGAGAAGCUGGAGGGCGGCCUGGGCGGGAUGCUGGACCGCGCGGACGCCGAGACCCGCGACCUCUUCUACCGCUACCGUCGCCACUGCGAGCGGGUCAUACGUGAGGCGGGUCAGGACCCGGAGGAGGUGGUAGAGGUCUUCCUCCAGGCGCUGCGCGCCCCGCGCCCGGCCCUGCGCUACUUCACUACCGAACGGUUCCUGCCGCUGGUGCAGCUGCGCGUCUCCGACCCCAGCGGCUCCAGCUACGUCGCCGCCGCGCACCAGUCAGCGUUCCACGACAAGGCGGCCGAGGGCUCCGACGGCGCCGGGGCGGAGGCCGAAGCUGGUAAACUGGGGGCAUCUGAGCUCCGCGCUCCUCUCGCCCCUCAAUAAAAGGCCUAAUCCGCCGCUGUCUCCCGCGCUCUCCUUUGCGGCCCCGGGGGAUGGCGUGCGUUUGGGGAACGGAGAGGGGCUUUGACUGGGCUGCACCUGCGUGACCACCGGCGCGCACAGUGGGUGGAUGAUCCCGAAAGACGGUGUUAGCCCGAGGGAUACUUCCGGAAACCGAGGCCCAGAAAGGGAAAGAGCUAGCUCCAGGUCAGGCCUCAAGUUCGCCGGACAGCAGGGGGAGCAUUCCCUGUAUUCUUGGCCUGGGGUGUUUGCAGCCAUCAGAGUUAGGGGGACCUGGCAGGGGAGAGUUGGCUUGUGACGCGGCUCCGGAGAGUCACGGAACCUUAGGCAACGUUCUUACCCUCUCUGAGUCUCUUUUCUUACCUGAAAAAUGGGUAUGAUACCUAUGUGGGGGCUUCCCAGGUGGCGCAGUGGUAAAGAAUCCGCCUGCUAAUGCAGGAGACAGUGGUUCGGUCCCUGUCAGGAAGAUCUCCAGAAGUAGGAAAUGACAAGCCACUCCAGUAUUCUCCCCCGGAGAAUUGCAUGGACAGAGGAGCCUGGAAGGCUACAAUCCACUGAAUCACAAAGAAUCAGACACAACUGAGCGCUGCAGACACACAAAUACCAUGGGUUGUGAUAAGAAUGAACUGAGAUAGUGCCUGAAAGUGCUGGUAUUAGAGGUCUUAAUAGCAGGCACUGAGUAACAUUGUUACUACUAGGGGUGUUACUAUUGUCAUUGUGUUCCCCUGUAGAAGCCAGAUGUGUAAAGAAGAAACAAGGCUAAAUGAGCCAAGAGGAGACAGCCCCACUCACCCCCUCCUUGCCUCCUGCCCUAGACAACACUCAACAGGAGAGAUCCCUGUUGGGAGCCGGCGGGAUGCACCCAGUCCGUGACAAGGUCAUGGGACGAGAGAGGAACCUGCAAGGCAGCUCUUCCUCACAUGGGGCUGCCCCGGGGGCCCAAUGUGUUCCCUCCCAAUGAGAAAGGAACCUACAAGGCAGCUCUUCCCCUCGAGGUUGUCCCAGGGGCCUGGUAUGCCCCUUUCUUCCUUCUGUCUUACUGUUGUUGGGCUUUCUGUUAACUUUUGGAAAUAUAAUAUAUAGUAAUAAGGCCUCACUGGAAAAGCCCAAGCCUUUUUGGAAAUGCUCAUGAUUGCUCUGGCUCAGGACACGACCAUAAACAUCAAGUCAAAAAAGAAAAGGCCACAGGUAUAGUUUGGAUGCUUGCUUAAAAGAUUAUAAUGUUCUAGAAUAGAAAAGAGUAGAGGUAUUUAGAUUUAGAAGUAGAUAUACUGCUUUAGGUUACUUGCUCCUUGGUUGAAAGGGUUUUCAUUAUUGCUAUUUCCUUGCUGCUAUUUGUUCAUUAUUUCCCUUUCUUUAAACAACACGGAAUAUUAUGGGUAUUUUUGUAAAAUUAGAAAAUGGGGUAUAUAGGAUUUCAAUAGAAGAUUUAUAUUAACCAGCUUCACUGCCAUUAUCUCACUAUUAAUAGAGGUGUUUUGUGCUUUAGAGGUGUUUUUGCUGUUUAAUAGACAAUCAUUGUAAAUUGAGAUUUUGUGGUUUCAGGUAAAGAAAAAUAUCAGGUUUUUCUCAUGGUACUAUUCUCAGAAAUGUCAAACAUGUUACUCUGACCCUUCCCAUGUAUUGUUUUAUUGUCCAAAGAAUUUACACUAUACCUGAGAUUUGUGGAACAUUGUUUUUGUUAGAGUGAGAAUGUUAGGCCAUUGAGGCAAGAAGACUAUGUACAGGACAUUUAAGUAUAAACCCUGUAAUCGGAAACGUUCUAGAUGAAUGCAUAGGGGGAAAACAUGGGAAAAAAUAUUGACGGAAGCACAAACCAAUAUCUGAUGUAAUAUGUGGUGACUUAAGGGGGAGGUAACGUUCAUUCUAUAAAAACCGAGCUAUCCUAAAAAUUAAAAAAAAAAAAACUACCUCUUCUACGAAACCUUCUGUGUGUCUGUCUGUCUG
Dama dama (fallow deer) is the source of this 2938-nucleotide messenger RNA. RefSeq names its product hydroxysteroid 17-beta dehydrogenase 1 (gene HSD17B1). The transcript is spliced from 6 exons. NCBI's taxonomy places the organism in Eukaryota, Metazoa, Chordata, Mammalia, Artiodactyla, Cervidae. Gene Ontology annotation, cellular component: cytoplasm. Gene Ontology annotation, molecular function: estradiol 17-beta-dehydrogenase [NAD(P)+] activity. The coding region runs from base 20 to 973 and encodes 317 amino acids. The record is from RefSeq and is a predicted model, not a curated record. Gene Ontology annotation, biological process: estrogen biosynthetic process.